Molecule: messenger RNA, 2875 nt
Organism: Hippopotamus amphibius kiboko
Lineage: Eukaryota; Metazoa; Chordata; Mammalia; Artiodactyla; Hippopotamidae
Gene: TMC6
Product: transmembrane channel like 6
Exons: 21
Coding region: 240-2675 (811 amino acids)
Cellular component (GO): plasma membrane
Molecular function (GO): mechanosensitive monoatomic ion channel activity
Source: RefSeq, a predicted model, not a curated record
CUGAGCCGGUCACAGGUCGCUCCCAGGGCCCUGGCCACUCCCUCCCUCUGACCUCACGACCCCUCCCGCAGCUGGUGAAGUCCAGACAGUUCCCGGCGGCCCUCGCGGGGGACAGGUGAGCCGCCCGCAGGGCCCCUCCUCCCCAGCGCCUCCCAGAUGGGCAGUGGGAGGCUCCGGAAGCUGUGUCCAGGCUCUGAACUGCCCUAGGUCGGCAGACUGGCUGGGGGUGGGCUGCCGAUAUGUCUCAGUCGCUGGCCUUUGUCCUCAAUGUCCCUGAGACCCCAGAGGACGCCGAGGAGAGCCAGGAGCCCAGCCCCUAUGAUGAGAGCGAAGUGCAUGACUCCUUCCACCAGCUCAUCCAGGAGCAGAGCCGCUGGGUGGCUGAGGAGGGGCUGGAGCUGCAGCAGAGGGAGCCGGGGACUGCGUCCCUGGGGACCUCAGGCGAUGACCACCAGGCCUCGCUGGGGCCCGAGGGCGCCCCCGUCUACAGCACGGCCACGCUUCGCAUCUUGGCCAGCAUGCCCAGUCGUACCAUCGGCCGGAGCCGCGGCGCCAUCAUCUCGCAGUACUACAACCGCACGGUGAGGCUGCGCCGCCGGGCCAGCCAGCCCCAGCCCAGGGACGUGGGCCGCUCAGCUCGGCCCAGCCUCCGCAUGUACGACCUGGAGCUGGACCCCGUGGUCCUGGAGGAGGAGGAGAAGCGCAGCCUGCUGGUGAAGGAGCUUCGGGGCCUGACGGUGGCCCAGCGGGACCACAUGCUCCGGGGGAUGCCGCUGAGCCUGGCGGAGAAACGCUGCCUGCGAGAGGAGAGCCGGCCCCCGCGGGACAAGCAGAGGGCCCAGCGGCGCCGUGGGCUCCUGUCCUGCUGCAGCCAGCUGCGCGACAGCUGCAUCCUGGCCUCGCACCGCCUGGGCCUGGCGCUGCUCUCGGGACUGCAGGCCCUGAUACCCUGGCGCUACGCCCUGAAGCGGAUCGGGGGCCAGUUCGGCUCCAGCGUCCUCUCCUACUUCCUCUUCCUCAAGACCCUGCUGGCCUUCAACGCCCUGCUGCUGCCGCCGCUGCUGGCCUUCAUCGUGGGCGUGCAGGCCGCCUUCCCGCCCGCGCCCGCGGGCCCUGUGCCCGCCUUCACAGGCCUGGAGCUCCUCACGGGUGGGGGCCGCUUCAGCCACACCGUCAUGUACUACGGCUACUACAGUAAUGCCACACUGAACCAGCCGUGUGCCUCCCCACUGGAUGGCGGCCAGUGCACUCCUGAGGCGGGCAGCCUGCCCUACAACAUGCCCCUGGCCUACCUCUUCACCAUGGGGGUAGCUUUCUUUAUCACGUGCAUCACUCUGGUGUACAGCAUGUCCCGCUCUUUUGGGGAGAGCUACCGUGUGGGGAGCACCUCGGGAGUCCACGCCAUCACCGUGUUCUGUUCCUGGGACUACAAAGUGACUCAGAAAUGGGCCACUCGCCUCCAGCACGACAACAUCCGAACUCAGCUGAAGGAGCUGCUGGCCGAGUGGCAGCUGCGCCAGCGGCCGUGGACCGCGUGCGGGCAGCUGCGGCGGGUGGCCGUGCUGGGGCUCGUGUGGCUGCUGUGCCUGGGGACCACGAUGGGCUGCACCGUGGCCGUCUACACCUUCUCGGAGCUCCUGCUCAAGAGCCCCGUGUCUGCUGAGCGGGAGGGGCCACUGCUGGCACUGCCCCUGGUGGUCUGCCUCCUCAACCUGGGGGCCCCCUACCUGUUCCGCGCCCUGGCCUCCCUGGAGCGGCACGACUCCCCCGUGCUGGAGGUGUACGUGGCCAUCUGCAGGAACCUCAUCCUCAAGAUGGUCACCCUGGGGAUCCUUUGCUACCACUGGCUGGGCCGCAGGGUGGGCACCCUGAAGGACCAGUGUUGGGAGAACUUUGUGGGCCAGGAGCUGUACCGGCUCAUGGUGAUGGACUUCAUCUUCACGCUGCUGGACACGUUUUUGGGGGAGCUGGUGUGGAGGCUUAUCUCUGAGAAGAGGCUUCAGGGGAAAGGGAAGCCUGAGUUCGACAUUGCGGGGAAUGUUCUGGAGCUGAUUUACGGGCAGACCCUGACCUGGUUGGGGGUCCUCUUCUCCCCGCUUCUCCCCACCAUGCAGAUCAUCAAGCUGAUGCUUCUCUUCUCCAUCAAGAAGACGAGCCUGAUGGCCAACUGCCAGGCGCCCCGCAGGCCCUGGAAGGCUUCCCACAUGAGCACCGUCUUCAUCUCGCUGCUCUGCUUCCCCUCCUUCCUGGGAGCUGCCAUCUUCCUCUGCUACGCCAUCUGGCAGGUGAAGCCCUCGAGCAUCUGCGGCCCCUUCCGGACCCUGGACACCAUGUAUGAGGCGGGCAAGGUGUGGGUGCGCCGCCUGGAGAAGGCGGGCCCCAGGGUCUCCUGGCUGCCCUGGGUCCACCGGUACCUGGUGGAAAACACCUUCCCCAUCUACCUGGUGUCGGCCCUGCUGCUGGCUGUGAUCUACCUCAACAUCCAGGUGGUGAAGGGCCAGCGGAAGGUCAUCUGCCUCCUCAAGGAGCAGAUCAGCAAUGAGGGGGAAGACAAAAUCUUCUUAAUCAACAAGCUUCAGCGUGUCUACGAGAGGAAGGAGAGGAGCAGGGUUGGUACAACCGAGGAGGCUGCGACAUCCCCAGCCCUCUUCACAGAUGACUGGAAUGCCCAGUAGGACAGCACUGGUUCUGGCAGCCCUGGACCCCCGUCACCCUCGGUUCCCAUGGCCCUGCAGGCACAGAUGCCGCCUGGAGAUGGCUGCGCUGGGACACAGGGAAGGUGACGGAACUCCGCCUUCUGUCCCAGCCUGGAGCACCCGCAGUGAACCCUGCCUGGGAUUCUUAUUUAUUGUAAUUAAACACAUUUUGCAAAAUG